AUGGCAUGGGGCACUCCCUACUGGCAUAUCUACCCAACAAGAAUCUUCAAGCAUCUGAACGGUGGUGGGACCCCUAGCGAUGUCCCAGGUGCACAAGGCUGGCUCGACAGCGAGUGUUGGGACAAGGAAGAGGGCUCAGCAUUGUGGCCCGGUUUGUACCGCGAUUCGUUCGAUACGGACACCUCUUACAAAGCAGCACGCGCUCACUUUCAAGCACGGAAUGGACGGGCCUGCUCGCCACAGAGGACGCGGUUAUAUCGAUACGCCCAAAGAUAG
Messenger RNA from Trichoderma virens Gv29-8, 276 nucleotides. RefSeq lists its product as uncharacterized. The coding region runs from base 1 to 276 and encodes 91 amino acids. Lineage: Eukaryota; Fungi; Ascomycota; Sordariomycetes; Hypocreales; Hypocreaceae. The record is from RefSeq and is a predicted model, not a curated record. The transcript has 2 exons.